Molecule: messenger RNA, 1086 nt
Organism: Lotus japonicus
Lineage: Eukaryota; Viridiplantae; Streptophyta; Magnoliopsida; Fabales; Fabaceae
Product: mediator of RNA polymerase II transcription subunit 25-like
Exons: 8
Coding region: 90-851 (253 amino acids)
Biological process (GO): positive regulation of transcription by RNA polymerase II
Cellular component (GO): mediator complex; transcription regulator complex
Source: RefSeq, a predicted model, not a curated record
UUCCCAUUUCUCUCUCGCUUUACUUCUCUUCUCUCCACCACGAACCACCGUCCACUCUCCGGCGAACUCAAUUCCGGCGACUCUCCGCUAUGUCUCAAGAAGUAGAAUCAAGCGUGAAGCCCGCACAAUCCAGUUAUGUGAAAAUCUGGGAGGGAAGCUUAUUUGGGCAAAGACAAGGACAGCCGGUAUUCAUCACCAAACUUGAAGGUUACCGUAAAUCUUCUGACUCUCAGAUACUUGCAGCAAAUUUGCCCCCUGUAAUGCAAAUAGUUCGGCUUCUAUCUCAAGACCACAUGAAACAAAAGCAAUAUGUACAAAAGGCAGAUUUCCUUGUUUUUCGGUCAAUGGGCCCUCAUGUAUUUUUGGAUCUACUGCGGGAAAAGGAGCUGUAUGCAGCUAUUCAAUUACCAUCCCAGACACUGAUACUAUCUGUUUCUGACAAAGCUUGCCGCUUGAUUGGGUUACUUUUUUCGGGGGAUUUGGCUGCAUUUGAGCCAUCCAGUCAAGAGCAGCAACUAAUGCAACAGCACCAACAGAUGCUAUCAUAUUUUCAACCCCAGCAGCAGCUUCUUCCUCACUUGCAGCUACAGCAGCAGCUCCAACAACAGCAACUUGCACAGCUCCAACAACAACUCUCGCAGCUGCAACUUACACUGCUCCAACAGCAGCAACUAACACAGCUCCAACAACAACAACUUGCACAACUCCAACAACAACUGGCGCAGCUGCAACUUACACAACAUCAACACACACAACUCCAGCAACAACUCUUGCCGCAGCAGCAGUUUCAACAACUUCCUCAGCAUCAACAGAUGGUUGGGGAAGGAAUGGGUCAAAAAACCUAUGUUUAGUAUAUCACAAGGAUCAAUGAACAUUGGCGGUGAGGGGGCUUCAUUAUUUAGCUCAAAUUUGUAUAUGGAUUUCUCUCAACUGAGGCGGAUUAUAUUUUGUUGAUAGGUUCAAAUCGCAAAUUAACAUAGUAUGGCCAUAUAAUUUCCUCGGCCAUUUAGCCAUUAAAAAACUGAUAGACCAUAUUCAUAAAGCAUGUUAAAAAGUUUUUGAUGAUAGCUACAAAGUUGUGAAAAU